AUGAAUUCUGAGAAUAUGGAAAUGUGGAUCCGAGAUGCAAAGGCAGAUGGCAAGGACUAUGAGCUGCGCGAAAACACAGAGGACAGCUGGCAUUUGUUGAGCAAGACUGUGAUUAUCCAGGACACCAAUGGACACGGUACUUUUGCACUUAUGUAUGCUCCACAGUCCAAAUACCUCACGGAUGACUAUAACGACCGUGUAAGCAGACUCGUACCGGAAUUGAUUCGGGAGCUACACAACAAAGGCUCAAACCAAGAUGUUUUAAAGAGAGUCCUGACCCAGUUCCCUCCCGAUAAAGAACAUUUGACAAUAGCACACGCCUCUCACCAUCUCCGGGAUGACGAAAAUUCACAUCACAGUUAUCAUGAGAGCAAGUUCUCAUGCCGUUAUGCGUUGUUCAUAAGUAAAGCAGAAUCCGAACCCACUGAAUGGUUGGUUGCAGAAGAGCCGACUGAAGAUCUUAAGGAUCUGGUAACAAAACUCUAUGGGGGGUGUCAGGAAACAUUCAACGACAUCUAUAACUGCCUGGUGGUGGACGGCCGCUACAAUAAUGACCAGCAGUUGUACUCUUUGAAAGUGUUCCGAAAGACCAGAGAACAGCUUGAGAUUGACUUGCAGAGCUCUGAAAACGGAUCAUUGCUUAAACUCCCAAAAGAUGUGACUGAAUGA
Molecule: messenger RNA, 669 nt
Organism: Tremella mesenterica DSM 1558
Lineage: Eukaryota; Fungi; Basidiomycota; Tremellomycetes; Tremellales; Tremellaceae
Exons: 1
Coding region: 1-669 (222 amino acids)
Source: RefSeq, a predicted model, not a curated record